This is a messenger RNA of Loxodonta africana (African savanna elephant), 3349 nucleotides long. RefSeq names its product protein phosphatase 1 regulatory subunit 37 (gene PPP1R37). Lineage: Eukaryota; Metazoa; Chordata; Mammalia; Proboscidea; Elephantidae. Gene Ontology annotation, biological process: cell migration; regulation of Arp2/3 complex-mediated actin nucleation. Bases 410 to 2674 code for a protein of 754 amino acids. The record is from RefSeq and is a predicted model, not a curated record. Gene Ontology annotation, cellular component: lamellipodium; plasma membrane. Gene Ontology annotation, molecular function: protein binding. The transcript has 14 exons.
GCGUCCAUCUCGCCCCGCCCCUCAUAUCCUGCAGUUCCUGCUCUGCAGAUUCACUACUCACGUUUCUUUUCUCCAUGGCUCUUUCUGCUCUUAGUUUUCUUCUCCAUGUCACCUGCGAGACAACUCUGCCUGCAAGCAGCUUAAACUGAUUUCUGUCUUUCUUAGUACACUGUAAACUUACAGGCCUUUAGCGAAAGUGCGAUUGCGGACGAGCAGGCGCGCGCGGGGCUUGGCGGAGGCGCGCUUGGGCUCCGGCGGCGACGACUACAACGACGAGGAGAGCGGACGGAGGCGGUGCCUGAAGCAGCGGCGGAGCCCAUGCCCCGGGACGGCGGGUGGGCCCGGAGAGACAAGUCCGGGGCCCAGGGCAUGUCCCCGGGGCCCCCGUGAGGAGGCGGUGGCGGCGGAGAUGGAGCUCCCGCCGCAGGAGGCGCCGCCCGGGCCGGGUGCUGACGGCGACGCCGAGGAGGCCCCCGCCGAGGCCCGGCCCCCCAGUCCCGCAUCGCCCCCAGCCGACAGUCGCCUCAAGGCUGCAGCCAAGCGUGUCACGUUCCCGUCCGACGAGGAUAUCGUGUCUGGAGCGGUGGAGCCCAAAGAUCCCUGGAGACAUGGUGGAGUCCCUGGAUGGUGCAAACGGUUAAUAUGCUUGACUGCUAACAGAAAGCUUAAGAGAUUUGAGUCCACCCAGAGGCACCUUGGAAGAAAGUCCUGUGAUCUCUUUCCAAAAACCCAGAACGUGACCGUGGACGAGGUCAUCGGCGCCUACAAGCAGGCCUGCCAGAAGCUGAACUGCCGGCAGAUUCCCAAGCUCCUCCGGCAGCUCCAGGAGUUCACAGACCUCGGGCACCGCAUCGAGUGUCUGGACCUGAAAGGUGAGAAGCUUGAUUAUAGGACCUGCGAGGCCCUGGAGGAGGUCUUCAAGAGGCUGCAGUUCAAGGUCGUGGACCUGGAGCAGACAAAUCUGGAUGAAGAUGGUGCCUCAGCCCUCUUUGACAUGAUCGAGUACUAUGAGUCGGCCACCCACCUCAACAUCUCCUUCAACAAGCACAUCGGUACCCGUGGCUGGCAGGCAGCUGCCCACAUGAUGCGCAAGACGAGCUGCCUGCAGUACCUGGACGCCCGCAACACGCCCCUGCUGGACCACUCGGCGCCCUUUGUGGCCCGCGCCCUGCGCAUCCGCAGCAGCCUGGCUGUGCUGCACCUGGAGAACGCCAGCCUGUCGGGGCGGCCCCUCAUGCUGCUCGCCACGGCCCUGAAGAUGAACAUGAAUCUACGGGAGCUGUACCUGGCUGACAACAAGCUGAACGGCCUGCAGGACUCAGCCCAGCUGGGCAACCUGCUCAAGUUCAACUGCUCCCUGCAGAUCCUGGACCUCCGCAACAAUCACGUCCUAGACUCAGGUCUGGCCUACAUCUGUGAGGGCCUCAAGGAGCAGAGGAAGGGGCUGGCAACCCUGGUGCUGUGGAACAACCAGCUCACACACACGGGCAUGGCCUUCCUGGGCAUGACACUGCCGCACACUCAGAGCCUGGAGACGCUGAACCUGGGCCACAACCCCAUUGGGAAUGAGGGUGUGCGCAACCUGAAGAACGGGCUCAUCGGCAACCGCAGCGUGCUGCGCCUCGGCCUGGCCUCCACCAAGCUCACGUGCGAGGGCGCGGUGGCAGUGGCGGAGUUCAUCGCCGAGAGCCCCCGCCUCCUGAGACUGGACCUGCGGGAGAACGAGAUCAAGACGGGCGGGCUCAUGGCACUGUCCUUGGCCCUCAAGGUGAACCACUCCCUGCUACGCCUGGACCUCGACCGUGAGCCCAAGAAGGAGGCGGUGAAGAGCUUCAUUGAGACGCAGAAGGCUCUGCUCGCCGAGAUCCAGAACGGCUGCAAGCGCAACUUCGUGCUGGCGCGGGAGCGUGAGGAGAAGGAGCAGAGGCUGCAGCUGUCAGCCUCCAUGCCUGAGAUCACUGUCACUGAGCCACAGCCCGAGGAGGAGCCUGGGGAAGAGCCCGCCAGCCCUGGGGAGGAGCCUGCCACUAAGGCACAGGAGAAUGGGGCUCCGGACCCUGGGCCCAGCCCGGACUCAGACUCAGACUCUGAGGGGGAGGACGAAGAGGAAGAAGACAGGAAGCAGGAUGAGGCCAACAGCAAUCAGAGUCCCUCUGCCCCCUGCCCCGUCCUGGUGCCCCCCACGGACUCCCUGGGCCAUGGGGACAGGACCCCCCCAGGCGGCCCCUCCUCUCCCACAGAGCAGCGCAUUUCUGUGUCCAGCCCGGGCCGGGGCCACAAGGUAUUUGUGGUGACCCGGGUGGAGAGUCCGCCUGAGAGGGCAGAACCCCCCGCCCCACCUGCCCCACCUGCCCCACCUGCCCCUCUCUCCCCACCCACCCCUCCCUCCCCACCUGCCUCACCUGCCCCACCACCAGCCGAGGUCAUCAGCACGCAGGACCCAGGGGUGUCUGAGCCUCAGCCACAGCCGGAGUCGCCUCAGUCAGGGCCACUGCUGCCCAACGGCCUCAAGCCGGAGUUUGCCCUCGCAUUGCCCCCGGAACCGCCCCCUGGGCCUGAGGCCAAGGGAGGUGGCUGUGGCCUGGAACACGAGCUGAGCUGCUCCAAGAAUGAGAAGGAGCUGGAGGAGCUGCUUCUGGAGGCCAGUCAGGAAUCUGGACAGGAGACACUGUGACACUUUAGUUCUUUUUUUCUGGUCGGUCUUCGAUGAGCUGAGGCCAGAGCCAUGAGAAUCUGCUCACCCUCACCCCAGCCUUCCUGAGGCCCAGGACGCCAGGGGUGGGGGGCCGCUCCAGGGACCCCCUCCCCCACAGCAACACUACAAAGGUGCAGGAGCCGCAGGGAAUGGCCCCCUUAAGCACUUCUAUUUAUGUGUCCAGCCUCGAAGACUCUGGGCUGGGGGUGGAUGGGAGGAAAAGGAGGAGGCCAGGGCUGCGAGGCCGUCGAGCCACAGCUGGGCUCCAGCCCUUCCCAGAGGGCCUGUCCUACCAGGCUCGCCCGGUUCGGGCAGGUGUCCUCAGUGGUGGUGGGAUAGCCCCCUCGGCACCGGCCCAGGACAGGCAGGAGGGAGGGCGUGAGCGGUGGUGGUGGUGGUGGUGGUGGAACUUGGUAGAACAGAGCCCCAGCCGGGUGGGCCAGGGCGGGGGGACGGGAGCAGAGAUCAGUGUCUUGUUCUCUUAAGUGCAAUAAAUCUAUCAGGGAGCUGGGGUGGAGAGCAGCCAGGGUUCUGGGGACCCUGCUGCCCAGGCCACUUGAGGCUGUGCCCCCCGAGAGGCACUACAACCAGUGGGGGUGGGGGGUGGAGGGUAAGAAUGGGCAGAGAGGGGAGGGGCUGCCCCUCUUGGUGCAG